Colossoma macropomum (tambaqui) is the source of this 2435-nucleotide messenger RNA. RefSeq names its product SPOUT domain containing methyltransferase 1 (gene spout1). Bases 94 to 1230 code for a protein of 378 amino acids. Gene Ontology annotation, biological process: miRNA processing; maintenance of centrosome location. The transcript is spliced from 12 exons. NCBI's taxonomy places the organism in Eukaryota, Metazoa, Chordata, Actinopteri, Characiformes, Serrasalmidae. The record is from RefSeq and is a predicted model, not a curated record. Gene Ontology annotation, cellular component: mitotic spindle; kinetochore; spindle pole centrosome. Gene Ontology annotation, molecular function: miRNA binding.
AAAAUUUAUAUACGUGUUAAAACGUGAAGGAGAACUGGACUGUCCAUUCCGGCCCUAUUUGUUCCUUCAUCUGGACGCUACAGCGUUGGCAGCAUGUCGUUUCCUGCAAAGAAGAAACAGAAGCUCUCCUCAGGAGAGGUUGAAGAGAAGGUCGACUGGAGGAAAAGGAAAGCAGAAAAAAAGGAACAGAAGAGGAGAUGGAAGGAGGCUAAGCUGAUCCAGCAGCUGGAGAAACAAAACCAGGCGAAAGCAGAGGAGGAGAAACAACAGCAGCAGUGUCAGGAGGAGGAGGAGCAGAAGGCUAAAGGUCGUUUGUACACUGUGAGCAUCGCCUUGCCCGGCUCCGUGUUGGACAAUGCUCAGUCUCCGGAGCUGCGGACGUAUCUGGCCGGACAGAUCGCUCGCGCCUGCGCUGUGUUCUGCGUGGACGAGGUGGUCAUAUUCGACGAGCAGGGGGAGGACACCAGGACGGUGCAGGGAGAGUUUAAAGGCGUGGGGAAGAAGGGCCAGGCCUGUGUCCAGCUGGCCAGAAUUCUGCAGUUCCUGGAGUGUCCACAAUACUUGCGGAAGGCGUUCUUCCCCAAACACCACGACCUGGAGUUCGCAGGUGUGUUGAACCCUCUGGACAGCCCCCAUCACAUGCGCAUUGAUGAGGAGGUGGAGUUUAGAGAGGGCAUAGUGCUUGACCGGCCGUGUAAAGCAGCAAAAGGAUCUUUUGUGAACUGCGGAAUGAGGAAGGAGGUUCAGAUAGAGAAGCAGCUUCAGCCGGGUCUGAGAGUGACUGUGCGACUUCAUAAAAACCAGAAACCAGAGAGCCGGGUGCGUAAGGGAGUGGUUGUGGCUCCUCAUGUCCCCAGAACAGAAGGUGGACUGUACUGGGGCUACAGCGUCCGUCUGGCUUCCUGUCUCAGUGCUGUAAUGACAGAGUGUCCGUUUAAAGAUGGCUACGAUCUGACCAUCGGGACAUCUGAGAGGGGCAGUGACGCUGACCACACUUCUCUGCCUCCGUUCAGACAUAUGUUGGUGGUGUUCGGGGGCCUCAAGGGUCUGGAGGAGAGCGUAGCUGCGGAUCCAAAUCUGGACGUGACUGAUCCCAGCGUGCUCUUUGACCUCUACCUCAACACCUGCUCGGGACAAGGCAGCCGCACCAUCCGCACUGAGGAGGCCAUAUUGAUCUCCCUGUCAUCAUUACGGCAAAAAAUUGCCACCUCUCACCACGUCAAAAGAUGACUGCAGGAAUCGAUUCACCACAUGCGUGAAGCUACACACGAGCCAAGUGCUGGGCUGUCCAUCAAAGUGACCAAAAGAGCAGAUCUUGUAUGGGUGGAGGACACAAACUCUAAGUGUGCACUCAUAUAUGUGAAUUGCAGAUUGGGACACAGCCAUAGGACUUGUGCAGCCUCCUCAAUGUUUGCCCAUGUACACCUGCAAAAACUGCCAAUGCUGAUUUGAUAAAAAAAGAAGGCCACAAAUUUGUUUUCUCAAACAUAUAUAAUGUUUUUAAGACACAAUAUGUACAGAACAUUCAUAAAGAGUGACAAGCACAAGAACACAAUCAAAAGUGAUGUCAAAGUUACAGUCAGAAUAUUAAUAAUCAUAUUAGUCAUUUUACAUUCUUCACAUCGUUCCUGUCUCUCAGGCCCUGUCCAGAAUGAAUCCCUGCUCCCUUCUGUCCUGGACACUAGCACAAGCAUCAAAACUACUACAGCCAGGGUCAACUUAUCAAGUAUUAUCAGAUGGGAAAAAUACUACAAAAGCCAUCAUGUUGAGUGAUGUAUUGUUUGUUAAUAUGCAAUGUACAAAUGAGCCCUCUAACCACUCAUAGUGCUUUUAAUUUGUGCUGACCAAUCACAGCUUCAGAUGAUCGUUUGGAUGAAUCAUACAGCAAAAUAAAUAAUUUUGAUCAAAAUAAUGCUGGCUAGCCUUUAACCAUGUUACAUUAUUGAUUCAUCACAAUAUGAUCACAAUACUAGUAUUUUGUCUAUAUUGUGCAGCCCUGCAUUGCAAAAAAUCUUGGCAAGUGAAAUUAUCAUUUUGAGACUGUUGCAAGAAUAUUAUACAUUUAUUUAACUUAUUUCCAGAUAUUUUUACUUCUUUUAAGUGAAGUGUCAUUCUGUUGGCAGACUAUGUUGCUUUUUUCAUGCAUUAUUUCUUAAAACAAGCAAAAAUAUCUGCCAACAAAAUAAGACAGUUUCUUUGGACAAGAUUACUUAAGAAAAGUACUAAAAACAUUAGACAUGUUAAAUAAUUUCAUAAUAUUCAAACAAUUAUAUAAUAGUAGCCAUUCACACCAGAUUUAAGAUGCUUACUGUGAUCCCUCCAGGUUAGAACUUUUCAAAAUUUCUGUGUAAUUAAAUGGUUGAGAUGUAAACAGUCAUUCAGAGUGGUUUGGUGUGAAAUGCUCCGUUCUAGAGAAACUUGCCGAGUCAGAAUUG